CACCGCUCCACCAAAUCAUCUCCAAUGACACCCGAAAGAGUGAACAACAAGUUCUGUGGAAUAACUCCCAGGAUCACUACAACACUUUGAAUCUGAAACAUUGGAUUACUAUACGUUAUUCAAUCAGGCAGUGGUAUGCUGCUUUUGUGCUACACCUUAAGCAGUUUUAUGGCCAAAGAUUAUACACCAGCCAACCACUUUCAAGAGGAAAACUUCUCGCUGCCUGAAACCUGAAACAUAAUCAACUCUAUCCUGACAGGUGGAGACUGAACAUCGCUGCAGGUUUGUUAAAUUAAAACCGAGAGCUGCGGAGAAGCUUUUUGGAAUUCCUCUGUUCCCAGCGCAGUCAUGGUUGGAAUGAAGCCCACAGAUCUGGCCCCCACGGCCACAGUCAAGUUCUUCGGCGCUGGAACUGCAGCCUGCAUUGCAGAUUUGGUCACUUUCCCCCUAGACACGGCCAAAGUCCGGCUUCAGAUUCAGGGGGAGGCCCGGGCUGCAGAGGGGGGAAAAGGGAUGAAGUAUAAGGGAGUGUUCGGCACCAUCACCACCAUGGUGAAGAUGGAGGGCCCCAGGAGUCUGUACAACGGCCUGGUGGCCGGUCUGCAAAGACAGAUGAGCUUCGCCUCCGUCCGCAUCGGGCUCUACGACUCCAUGAAGCAGUUCUACACCCGUGGAUCAGAGAAUGCCGGUAUUGUCAGCCGGCUGAUGGCGGGCUGCACCACCGGAGCGAUGGCUGUGGCCUUCGCUCAGCCCACAGACGUAGUGAAGGUGCGAUUCCAGGCCCAGGUCCGUCUGACCGACGGGGUGAGGAGGUACAACGGCACUAUGGAUGCCUACAGGACCAUCGCGCGAGACGAGGGUGUCAGGGGCCUCUGGAAAGGUUGCAUGCCUAACAUAACGCGAAACGCCAUUGUGAACUGCGCAGAACUGGUCACCUAUGACAUCAUCAAAGAUCUCAUCUUAAAAUAUGAUCUCAUGACAGAUAACCUUCCCUGCCACUUCACGGCGGCUUUUGGCGCUGGCUUCUGCACCACCAUUGUGGCAUCGCCGGUGGACGUGGUGAAGACGCGGUUCAUGAACUCCUCCCCCGGGCAGUACAGCAGUGCAAUAAACUGCGCUCUCACCAUGCUGACCAAGGAGGGGCCCACCGCUUUCUACAAGGGGUUCAUGCCAUCUUUCCUGCGUCUGGGGUCUUGGAACAUCGUGAUGUUCGUCUCCUACGAGCAAAUCAAGAGGGCCGUGACGAGAGCCCAGCAGUCCUGGGAAUCCCCGAUCUGAGCCUGCCUCUGCUUGUUUGUUUGGGUGUUCUCUGACGCUAAUGUCAGGGCUCGUACAGAGAGAGCUCAUCUCGGUGUCUGUGUUGCUAAGCAGUCAGACGCACAGAUACGCCCGCCGGAGAACGCGGUAGACUAGCGGAGUGCCGACACCGCAGUCCGUCUCCAUGACGCUGACGGCCAAGCCGAGAGACCACGGGCAUAACUUGGGACAGAUUUGUGCCAACUGUCCUAUCAGAAUGGACACUUUAACCACACUAAAAGGGAGCACAGGUUCGCUUUUGGUGUAUAUGUCUUAUCGAGCGUUUUCGGUUUACAGGCGAAGGCAUCGUGUUUUGCCAUCAUGUUUUGCUGUCACUUUUGUAUUGCUGGUUAAUAUAAAAGUGGUGAAAUUACUUGAAUGUAUUACAAAGUUAAAUGUUUACAUCUGGAUGAAUGUUGAAUAAAUGUCUAAUUCAGUAA
Molecule: messenger RNA, 1736 nt
Organism: Megalops cyprinoides (Indo-Pacific tarpon)
Lineage: Eukaryota; Metazoa; Chordata; Actinopteri; Elopiformes; Megalopidae
Product: mitochondrial uncoupling protein 2-like
Exons: 8
Coding region: 349-1278 (309 amino acids)
Biological process (GO): adaptive thermogenesis; mitochondrial transport; response to cold
Cellular component (GO): mitochondrial membrane
Molecular function (GO): oxidative phosphorylation uncoupler activity
Source: RefSeq, a predicted model, not a curated record